CUUGAUUCAAAGAUUUUAAGACCUUAUUUAAUGAAAUUUAUAUGUAAUUAACAAUCUAAAGUUUCAUAUUUCCAUGACUAUAAAAUCUUGUGCUCACAAGACUAUGGAUAGUACAGAACAGUGCAAUUAUUAUUGUAAGAAAUCAAGUAAAUUGUGUGUUAAGUUAGGAGAAUAUGGCAAGUGCACCAGCAGUGAGGCACACGGGCAGGGCUGACCGUCGGAUGUUUGCAACAUCCGACGACAGCACUAUGCUCAAGCAGAUCCAAGGCACACAUGCGCCUGAUGGUCGCGAUGUGGAUGUUAGGCCUAUCCUCGACAUUAUCGAGGAUGUUUUUAGGCGCGCCACCCCUACCAUUCAUGGAGGAGAUGCUGCACAUAAUGAUUACUUGGAGGAUAAGACAAGUGAAGCUUGUAUUGAUGGAGAUGGAAUGCUUGAAACAUUAGCCUUUGUCAUUCAAAAGAUCUCUUGUGAGAUAACAUGCAAAUGCUCGGGAGGAGGAGACGCUCAUGCAACAACAAUGUCACUUCUAAACAUGCUUUCGAACUAUUCGUGGGAUGCCAAAGUAGCCAUAUCGCUUGCAGCGCUAGCAAUAGCGUAUGGAGAGUUCGGGUUGGUGAUUCAGCUCUAUCCAACUCAUGCUCUUGCAAAGUCGGUUGCUGUCCUUAAGCAGCUUCCAGAUAUAAUUGAGCACUCGGAUGCACUGAAAUCUCGAUUCGAAGCACUCAACAGUUUGAUUGAGGCUAUGCUGGAUGUGACCAAAAGGAUUUUGGAGUUCAGACAUCUGCCUCAUCAGUAUAUAUCUCCUGAACAGCCGCCUUUAUCUGUCGCUAUAACUCAUAUUCCGACUGCAGCUUAUUGGACAAUAAGGAGUGUUGUGGCCUGCACCACUCAAAUUGCUGGCCUUAUUGGAAUGAGCUAUGAGUAUGUUACAUCGACUACAGAAGCGUGGGAGCUGUCAAGCUUGGCUCAUAAGGAGAGGAACAUUCAUGAUCAUCUCAUGCAUCAACUUGCUCUUUGCUAUCAGCAUAUCGACGAGAAGAAACACAUCGAGGCAUACCACAAUCUUGUGCGCGUUUUCGAAAUUUCGCAACAAGACAACGUAAGGAUUCUAAGGCAUUUGAUAUACAUGAAGGAUGACAUUCAGCCUCUUGUUGAUGGGUCCAACAAAUCACAGGUUCAUGUCGAAGCACUGAAGAGAAAGACGGUGCUAAUACUCAUCUCAGAUCUCGAUGCCUCUGAGGAAGAGCUGACGAUAUUAGACCAUAUAUACCAAAAAUCAAGGACAAGACCCGAGUUCCAAUACGAGAUAGUGUGGGUACCGAUAAUAGACAAGUCGGUCCCUUGGACCGAUGCACACCAGCACAAAUUCGAGCAGCUGCAGUCGACGAUGUCAUGGUACACGCUGCAGCACCCGAAGAUUAUGGAGCCAGCAGCAAUCAGGUAUAUCAAAGAGGUGUGGCACUUUGCCAAAAGAAUGAUCCUUGUGGUGUUAGACCCUCAAGGGAAAGUGGCCAGCCUAAAUGCCCUUCAUAUGUUCUUGAUUUGGGGUAAUAUAGCCUUCCCUUUUACGGCUAUAAAAGAGGACGCUCUUUGGAGGGAAGAGACUUGGAGGCUUGAACUCUUUGUCGAUAACAUUGAUCCCGACAUUCUCAAUUGGAUUACACAAGAAAAACACAUUUGUGUGUAUGGAGGGGAAGACAUAGAUUGGAUACGAACAUUUACAAGCACGGCGAAACAAAUAGCACAUGCUUUAGGUAUCGAGUUAGAGCUGGUCUAUGUUGGUAAAAGCAACGCAAAGGAGCGAAUGAGGAAAAUCACACAAACCAUAGAGCAAGAAAAUCUAAGCCACUACUGGCCCGACUUAAGCUCGAUGUGGUACUUUUGGACUAGGCUCGAGAGCAUGCUAUACUCGAAAAUGCAACAUGGGAAGAAUGUCGAGACUGAUGUCAUAAUGCAAGAAGUAAUGACAGUGCUUAGUUUCGAUGGAAGCGAUCAAGGGUGGGCUACAAUGUGGUUCGGGUCAUGUGAUAUGGCUCGAGGAAAAGGUGACACGAUACUUCAGAGUCUUCAAAUGUUCGAAGAGUGGGAAGAGAAUGCAAGGGUGAACGGGUUUGUACAUGGUUUAAAGGAUCAUUUACGACAGCUUCAUACUCCGCAUCAUUGUAACAGGCUCAUACUUCCGGGAGUCGAAGGAGGGAUUCCGGAAAAGGUGUUGUGUGCUGAGUGUGGAAAGGUUAUGGAGAAGUACUUUAUGUAUCGCUGCUGUAGUGAUUAAAUUGUAAAUGAAUUUCGUUCACCUAUUUGUCUCAUCCUUUAGCUUCUGCAUUGUUAUGUAUCAUCCUUGUAGAGGAUUUUAGAUUAUAAUUUUCUAAAUGUGUGCUGCUGAGCAUUAAGUGAUUAAGUAGUAAUUUAAGGUGGUUUAUUUA
Messenger RNA from Amaranthus tricolor (Joseph's coat), 2427 nucleotides. RefSeq names its product protein SIEVE ELEMENT OCCLUSION B-like. NCBI's taxonomy places the organism in Eukaryota, Viridiplantae, Streptophyta, Magnoliopsida, Caryophyllales, Amaranthaceae. The record is from RefSeq and is a predicted model, not a curated record. Bases 174 to 2276 code for a protein of 700 amino acids. Gene Ontology annotation, biological process: phloem development. The transcript has 7 exons.